AAAAUUACUAUAAAAUAAAUAGAAAUUAAUAAAAAUUGAAUUAGAAAUGGAUAAAGGAGAAUUAGGCGAGUCUAAGAGAAAAAUAGAAGAAAAGGAUCAAUAUAAUAGUGUUUCAACAGAAAAUUCAACUGAAGAAAAAAAAAUAGAUAUUAAUACAUUAGACGAUGAUGAUGAAUUUGAAGAUUUUCAAGCAGAAGAUUGGACUGAGGCUGAUACAGACCUUGGAAUAAGUAAAGAUAAAUUAUGGGAUGAUAACUGGGAUGACGAUGACCUUGAAGAUUCUUUUUCCUUAAGUUUAAGAGCUGAGCUUCAAAAGUUUCAGACACCUUCUGUUUAAGCUUAUUAAAAAAAAUUUUGUUUUUUACAUGUUUUAACAAACAAAU
Messenger RNA from Pneumocystis carinii B80, 383 nucleotides. RefSeq lists its product as hypothetical. Gene Ontology annotation, biological process: mRNA export from nucleus; proteasome assembly; double-strand break repair via homologous recombination. The record is from RefSeq and is a predicted model, not a curated record. Gene Ontology annotation, cellular component: proteasome complex; proteasome regulatory particle, lid subcomplex. Bases 47 to 337 code for a protein of 96 amino acids. The transcript is spliced from 4 exons. Lineage: Eukaryota; Fungi; Ascomycota; Pneumocystomycetes; Pneumocystales; Pneumocystaceae.